CAGUCUCUCUCUCUCUCAAUAAUAAUCUCACAGCUCUCAGCAAAUUAGGGUUAGGGUUUCCGGAGAGUGAUAAAAGCACUAGAUCUCCAUAUUAUUAAUGGCUGUCUUCACGUUCGUGUGCCGGAGCUCCGGCAAAAACUGGAGCGCAAAACAGGUCUCUGGGGAUCUCGAAGCGUCUGCUGCGACCACAUAUGAGCUGCAGAGGAAGCUGGUCCAGUCGGCAGUCGCCACUGACUUCGCCAGCGCUGUUCAGUCCUCUUUCUCUCUCAUAACUCCGACCUCUGCUGUCUUUCAGGUAAUCAUCGGCGGAGCCACUUUCGUUGGAGGGGGUGUGGCUGCAGCAGUUCCUGCUGCAGGUGAAGCAGCAGCAACUCAGGCUGCUCCUGCAGAAGAGAAGAAGGAAGAAGUCAAAGAGGAGAGUGAUGACGAAGACUUGGGAUUCUCUCUAUUCGACUAAACAGCCCCAGCAUGAAUUUUUAUAUUGGCUUCUUGGUUUCAUUCAUCUACUUCCGUUUUGCAUUAGAGUCAUAUGCUUGAAAAUAUUCUAGGCAUCCAUCAUCAGUACAUUAAAAAUAAGGAUUUUAUUCAAUCAUUCCGAUUACUUUCACUUAUCA
Molecule: messenger RNA, 614 nt
Organism: Punica granatum (pomegranate)
Lineage: Eukaryota; Viridiplantae; Streptophyta; Magnoliopsida; Myrtales; Lythraceae
Source: RefSeq, a predicted model, not a curated record